AUGGACAGGAAAAGACGAGUUUGUCAGCCAAAUGAAAGCCAGCCGCGAAGGGACCCUGGCCGCUCAGGCGACACACGAUCGUUCCCUGAGAGCAAGUAUACAGGGAGCCAAAAACGAAAUGAAAGCCCCGCUGUCGCUGUGAGAAAUCGGCAAGAGACAGGGACGAUAUCAGAAGAUAAAGCAGGCUCACUGCCUUCUCGAGCCACAACCCCACAUAUCAAGGUUCGUUCUGUUGUGCCCUUCCACUAUCAGGCUACCCAAAAUCAAUGUGGCACAUUCGACAGAAAAGGUAACAGCACCGACAAGGUCACAAGUGGCACGAAUGUCGGAGCCAGAGUCUGGGAGGACAUAAAAAUUCUGCCACUGAAAAGCCUUGUCGGCAGUGGUGCUAUGGGCCAUGUGUACCUUGUGGAAAUCGAUGGCCAAGAGUAUGCUUUAAAAAUCGCAGUCCAGAGUGAUCCCGCUGCAUGCAUGUAUCUUCGGCACGGAUGGAGAAACCUCGUUCGGCUCGAGACGAUGCACCUUGCAAGGGAAGCAGAUGACGAAGCAAGCGCGGCACAAAGUAGGAAAACACCAUCUGGCCAGACAGGCAGAACACGUGCAUCCGACCCACAAAGAGUGAGCAUUUCCGCCUGCGGCGGAUCGUUUGCUUCUCGUGUGACAGGCGACCCGACGGAAGCCACGAAAGCGACAAAACGACCGCGCUAUUUCUGCAAGCCUCUGGCUUUCUUGGAGGGGGACUGGAUUCGUUAUCACGGCGGAAGAGACGCAGGCUGUGGAGAGUUCGACUCCGCCAAAGAUGAUUCAAAAUUUGGGAAAAAUGGACCGCCGAACUCGACCGGCUCUCCGUCAGUUCGGGUGACACCUGUGUGCGCCUACUUAAUCGAAUAUAUCCCCAACGCAUGCCAACUGACGGCUUUCAUCUGGAACUUCCAUCGGACCUCGGAUCUCAGUAAACUGCUAAGGGCCAGCGCCCAUCCACAUGGAACACUGGCAGCGAAGCGUUUGAUCGAUCUGAGCAUACACGUGGCAGCCGCACAUAAACUUAUUGCAUGCAGAGCUGGAAUGUUUUCCUUUGACUUCAAUCCGAAGAACAUUCUCGUUAGCGUCGAUAUCCCCGCGAGUAUGAAAGAGCGCAUGGCAGCUCAGAGGCAUUCACCCGCGUUCUCUGCAGCAGAAAUAACGCGUCUGAUUCUUGGCGAUCCUGCCGUUAAGUUCAGGGUUGUGGCCAUCGACCUCGACUGCUCCCUGCGCGCUCCAUUCUCCUCUGUGAAUGAGGAUAGUUUGUUGCUGGAUUGGAGUUGCGGACGACGAGUCGUGUAUUCGUGUCCACACAUUUCGUCCAUCACGGCUUCAUACAUCCUGGCAGUGCUUGCGAAGAACAAAGGAGAGGGCCAGUUUGCCAGGAGUGGAUUGAAAGAGACAGUUGCCCACGAAGCCCUCUGCAGGCGUAUUGACGACAAAACAAACUUCCUCCACUACAUGUGGGCGGAACGGAAUGCGCAUGUCGAGAAUCUGCCAGGCUCAGGGAUGGCGCGAGAAAGUACGAAGGAGCUUGAAAGCCACAGCGCAGGCGCUACAACGGAAUCGUCGUCUGCGCAGAAGAUGGAGAAGGGCGCGACGUACGCCGGACAAGGAAGUAGAGACAUGCAGGCCGAGCAGCAGUCAGACGCGCCGCUCCCCCAACAGUACUUAGCAUGUUUCAUAUAUCCACGCGACCGUCUUCCACGGGAUGUAUCGCAGAAGGAAUACAGGAAAUACGGAGUCCGUCUGGUCGGUCACCACGUCAACCUCCAACUGCUUGCGUUCAUUCUCUGCGAGCUGUUGGACUUCAGAAGCCUGCACGUUGUCGUUCUUCAAAAAUACACUCCGGAGCUCCGCAUGCUGCACCUGCCCACUGACAUUUGCCGCAUGUUCUCUGAGCAGGAUCAAAUUAUCAGUUGCCUGUGCUUCUCUGCACUGACCAGGAUGAAAAGCGCGGCGAUCGUGGGGACGGGAAAGCAGAUAACGAAAGAUUGCUUGACAAGGAAGGCUCUCCAGCUGCUCGACCGAAUCCCCAGGGAACACAACCCUCGAGGACAGCCGCGUUGUAUCCACAAAUUUCGAAAACCCAUCGCAGGUGAAACUCUUCCAGCGUUGGCUCAUCCUCCUCCGCAGUGCCUGAGAACGAGUAGUGCCUCCUGCUUGUCGCCCGCCGUCGUCCCGCCUAAGACUCGUCGGUUUCUUCGCGCGGGAGGACCCCACCCCCUUUUAGCAAACAUGGCGAGUCACGACGCUUCCCGCGCCUUCUUCUCUGCUAACAGAUCUUCCCUGACUUGUCUGAGAAAAGAUGAGCUUGUCGGCUUCCCGCAGGCGCUGCCUGAACACUCGAAGGGCCAGGCAACUCUCCCGCGGCCUCUCGAUUUGCGCGAGAGCUCGAUGGCGGACGCCUUGGUAGUGAGUUCAGGCGUCCAGACUGCUGCGAAAGCGCAUCACACCAGUGAGCCGCCGCCACUGUUGUCUAGCCAGGAGUCGGUUUUGGCGGGCAACAGCGGCAGACAGACUGUUACAGGAAGGGAAGGGGAUAACGAGGAUCCCGAAGACAGGACGACCAGAGCUGGCAAGAAUCCUGCGAUCACGCAACAGAGGGCGGGGAUCGGCGGAGGGAUGAAGAAUCUGUUCUUCACACCUGAAGAAGUCUCAAAGAUGACCGUAUGGGAGAAAGUCGAGGCACUUCCUGCUCUCAGCCCGCAGGAUUUCCUGCCCCCGGCGGACCUCUUCGGGCGGAGGUGCAGAGAAGAAAUGGCUUCGCUCAACGCAGUUCUUGUCCAGUGCCUUGACCCUCAUCCUCUCUACGUCCUUCAGAAUUUCCCGUCGCCUGAACUUGCAUUUGACAGUCUCGUUCAGUCGCUUGAGCGCCUGCGGCAGCGGCUCGAUCCAAGUUGA
Molecule: messenger RNA, 2925 nt
Organism: Besnoitia besnoiti
Lineage: Eukaryota; Apicomplexa; Conoidasida; Eucoccidiorida; Sarcocystidae
Exons: 1
Coding region: 1-2925 (974 amino acids)
Source: RefSeq, a predicted model, not a curated record